This is a messenger RNA of Trachemys scripta elegans, 866 nucleotides long. It is a transcript of the gene THYN1, whose product is annotated as thymocyte nuclear protein 1. The record is from RefSeq and is a predicted model, not a curated record. Lineage: Eukaryota; Metazoa; Chordata; Testudines; Emydidae. Gene Ontology annotation, cellular component: nucleus.
AUAAAGAAGGGCCUGCUACUAAAUUCGCCAAAAGUAAGAUUCAGGAGGAGGAAGAAUCCAUGAUGCCUGCAGCUAAGGAGAGGAAUUCAAAGCCCGUGGGGAGCGGGACAGGAAAGGCUACCAAGGAGGCCUGCCCUAGCGCGCAGGGAAGCAAGCAAGCGUACAGCCACUGGCUGAUGAAAUCAGAGCCGGAGAGCAGGUUCGAGAAGGGAGUGGAUGUGAAAUUCGGCAUUGAAGACUUAAAGGCUCAACCCAAUCAGACAGCAUGCUGGGAUGGAGUCAGGAAUUACCAGGCACGGAAUUUCAUGAGAGACAUGAAACUUGGGCAAGAAGCAUUUUUCUAUCACAGUAACUGCAAAGAGCCUGGGAUUGCUGGAAUUAUCAAGAUUGUGAAGGAGGCUUACCCAGACCACACUCAAUUUGACAAGAAGGACCCUCACUACGAUUCCUCCAGUACCAAGGAGAACCCCAAGUGGUCGAUGGUGGACGUCCAAUUUGUGCGGAUGACUAAGCGCUUCAUCCCCCUGUCCGAGCUGAAGGCUCAACACCAGGCACACCGAGCUUCGGGAGGCCCGCUGAAGGACAUGACACUCUUCACCAGGCAGAGGCUCUCUGUCCAGCCCCUGACAGAUGAGGAAUUUGAAUUUGUCUUGAGCCUUGAAGAGAAACCAAGUUAGACAGACUGCAGCAGCAGGACCCGUCAAGACUGAAAAUUCCCCUCCUCCAGCCAGGACCCUCCCUUCCAAGUUUAUAUUCUCAAACCCAACCCCAGGGAAGACGCUGCAAGCGGACCAAAAGGAGGUGUAUAUAUUCACUGUUAUUUUGGUGCACCGUGCUUAUUUUUAAAUAAAGCUUUUUUAAAGUCA